Vitis riparia (riverbank grape) is the source of this 1320-nucleotide messenger RNA. Its product is annotated as protein FAR1-RELATED SEQUENCE 5-like. The coding region runs from base 1 to 1320 and encodes 439 amino acids. NCBI's taxonomy places the organism in Eukaryota, Viridiplantae, Streptophyta, Magnoliopsida, Vitales, Vitaceae. The record is from RefSeq and is a predicted model, not a curated record. The transcript has 4 exons.
AUGGCAGCUUGGUUUGGGGUAGAGGUAUUUCGUGGAAAUGGACGAGAAGGAAGUAGAACACGGAGGGGUUCAGGGAUGGAAGAUCGGUUGGCACAUGGGUAUUUCGUGAAGAUAAAGAAGAAGGAGGAGGAAUGGGAAUGGCUUAUAUGUGGCAUAUUGUCAAAUGAAAACAUUGAAAAGGUGAUGCAAUCGGUGAUGGAGAAAACAAUCAAGCAGGAGUUUGAAGUGAAAGCGGAGGACGUUGUCAAUGACGAUGCAUAUAUAGGUGGAACUUACAAGCUGGGUGGAAACGGUUGGGAAGAGAAAGUGUUGAAGGGUAUUUCAGUUGAAGAAGUAUGCAAAAUGCAAUUCGCUUGCAUAGAUGAGGCUGAAACAUUUUACAACAUGUUAGCAAAACUAACCGGAUUUAGUAUUCGAAAAGAUGAUUUGAAGCGAGACAAGAAUGGAGAUAUAAUAUCUCAAAAGUGGGUGUGUUCCAAAGAAGGACAUCGAGCGACAAAGUUUAUUGAGAAUGACAAUCGACAGCGUGAGCCACGAUCGUUGACUAGAGUUGGUUGUGAAGCUGCAUUUCGUAUUGCCUUGAAUAGAAAAUAUGGAAAGUGGAUUGUAAAGGAAUUUAUAGGAGAACAUAAUCAUAAUUUGGUCGAUCCUAUUAGCAGAAAAUUCCUUCGCUCUCAUCGAACAGUAAGUAAUCCAGAUAAGGCACAAGUUGAUGUUUUGCAUCAAGUAGGUGUUAAAACCACACAAAUUAUAGACUAUAUGGUCAAACAAUCAAGGGGACAUGAGCACGUCGGUUUCACACAAAAAGAUAUAUACAAUCACGUUGAUGCAAUGCGUAGAAGUGAAAUUAAAGACGAUGAAAGUGUUGGGACAUAUGAAUGGGUGUUGGAGACAUUUCUUGAUGCAAUGAUGAAUAAGAAACCCAUAUCUGUUGUAAUCGAUGGGGACAAAGCUAUGCGUAAGGCAAUUAAAAAAGUAUUACCCGAUACGUGUCAUCGAUUGUGUUCAUGGCAUUUGCAACGAAAUGCAUUCACGAAUGUGCAUAUUAAGGACUUCUCAAGCAUCUUUGCAAGGUGCAUGUUCAUGCGUGGGAAUGAAGAAGAAUUUGAAAAGAUUUGGCAUGGAAUGGUUGCAAAUUUGGGACUUAAUGAGAAUCGUUGGGUGACCGAGAUAUAUGGGAAACGUAAAAGAUGGGCAGAGGCGUAUUUACGUGGAAAUUUCUUUGGAGGGAUGAGAACCACACAAAGGUGUGAGAGUAUGAAUGCAUAUCUAAAUAGAUUCUUAAAAAUUCGCUUGCGACUGUAUGAGUUUGUACAAUAA